Aspergillus piperis CBS 112811 is the source of this 421-nucleotide messenger RNA. RefSeq lists its product as uncharacterized. The transcript is spliced from 2 exons. NCBI's taxonomy places the organism in Eukaryota, Fungi, Ascomycota, Eurotiomycetes, Eurotiales, Aspergillaceae. The record is from RefSeq and is a predicted model, not a curated record. The coding region runs from base 78 to 311 and encodes 77 amino acids.
AGCAUUGUUCUGCAGCUCCAGCAUUCUCUCUCUUCUUCAUCUUUCAUUCAGGAAUUUCUGCACGACGCGCAUUUUACAUGCGCGACCUAGUUCAUCUCAAAUAUCAAGUUUCUGAAUCCCUCCACCGCCCCUGCGACGCCGUGGAUCGGCAUUCCACCCGCGUCUUUUCGCGCCGUGUCGCUUUCGCGCAUGAAGGUCGACAAUUACCCCGGAUUGCCAUCGCCAGUCUAUACCCUCUGCUCACCUUAGCUCAUUUGGGUACCUCAAGGUCUUUGACCUCUCUCAAUGGUCAUUUGAAAACAAAGACUUGACGAGGCUACAUCUAAGUUGGCCAUCCUGGUCGCAGUCAUAGUGUAGCACAAACUCGAUUGCAGCCUGACUGUUCAAUAUUACUCCUGAUCACUCUCUUCGGGCUGAAUCC